CUAAACAAGUACUUCGUAAGUUUAGUAUAAUUAAAAAAUAUCAAUGUCGUGGAAAAUUUUCUUAUUACAAGUGUUUAUUUCGGUAUUAUAUUUUACCAGUCUUUUAGCGCAAGAAGGCGAAUAUAAAUUCUCUAAUAAGGAUGCCGACUACUUGAUUGUUAAUGAUAAGAAAUCAUGGGAAGACGCUAAGAAAUUUUGUAAAGACAAAAAGCAAAUGCAAUUAGUUUCUUUCGAGACACAAGCAAAAAUGGUGAAAUUCAUAAUAUAUUUGUAUAAAAGAGCCUUUCUACAAAGCGAAAAUGUACAUCCAAAAAGUUCUGUUGUAUUCGCUUAUUGGACAUCUGGCAACAAUUUAGAAAAUCCCAAUAAAUUCAUAUGGGACACCGUUAAGAUGCCGGUAGAAUAUUUUCAUUGGCUGAAUAAGCACGAAGAAGUACCUGGAGGUAAAGGCUGCAUUUUAAUGGGUCUGAAGACUUUUGGCCGCUGGACCAAUGCAUCCUGUGAUAUGCCUAAUCUUUUUAUCUGCGAGAAGCCUCAUUAAAUAUGUACUCCUAUUUCUUACAAAAAAAAUAAUUGUA
This is a messenger RNA of Bactrocera tryoni, 578 nucleotides long. Its product is annotated as C-type lectin APL-like. Gene Ontology annotation, molecular function: carbohydrate binding. The record is from RefSeq and is a predicted model, not a curated record. Gene Ontology annotation, biological process: biological process involved in interspecies interaction between organisms. Gene Ontology annotation, cellular component: external side of plasma membrane. The transcript is spliced from 4 exons. The coding region runs from base 44 to 541 and encodes 165 amino acids. Lineage: Eukaryota; Metazoa; Arthropoda; Insecta; Diptera; Tephritidae.